AUGCAUCGACCAACUUAUGGGCAUCCAGCACCUUCUCCUCCCUUGCACCACCCAGUCCCUCAACAUGUUUCUACGGUUCCUCAACUCAGAUCGCCGCCGCCUCCAAUUCCGCAACAACAACAUCCGCAAUCAGGUUAUGGAAAUCCCUAUCAACCUCAGGUUUCGCAGAGCAGUAACGCGGCCUUUGGCCCUUAUGGAAACUUCAUUACUGAUCCUACCGCACAAAUGGGAUUUCAAGUUGGACAGACGGCUUUAAAACAUGGUACAGAGUACAUGGAACAAAACUUUAACCGUUAUGUAAAUGUCUCGGCACUCAAACACUACUUCAAAGUAUCCAAUGGCUAUGUCGUAAAUAAGCUUGUACUGGUUCUUUUUCCGUGGAGGCACAAACCUUGGUCGCGUAAGCAGUCGGUCGGCGCAAAUGGUCAAGAAGGUUGGUUCUUACCGCCUCGCGAUGAUCUCAAUAGUCCGGACAUGUACAUCCCAUUAAUGGCGCUGGUGACCUACAUUCUCUUAUCUACAAUUCUGCGCAGCCUACGCGGGGCCUUCGAGCCUGAGUUACUUGGAUACAAUUCAACUUUUGCCCUGUUCAUUGUUAUCAUCGAAAUUGCACUACUGAAGCUUGGAUGUUACCUAUUAUCAAUAUCAAACGAAUCUCAACUACUAGAUUUAGUUGCAUACUCCGGGUAUAAAUUCGUUGGCACCAUUGUUACUCUUCUCAUUAGCGAGAUCUUUAACCGUGGUCAGGGUACAGGUGGAUGGAUUGGAUGGUCCGUCUUUCUAUACACGUUUUUGGCAAAUGCCCUUUUUCUCUUGAGAUCACUAAAAUACGUUUUAUUACCUGAGAACCCAAGCGAUGAAAGGGGAACUAUGCAAACCGUAGCCCGAUCGCAGAAGAAUCGUAGAACACAAUUUCUAUUCCUCUACUCAUAUCCUGUACAAUUUCUAUUCAUGAUGGCACUGACACGCGUUUAA
Blumeria graminis f. sp. triticale is the source of this 975-nucleotide messenger RNA. NCBI's taxonomy places the organism in Eukaryota, Fungi, Ascomycota, Leotiomycetes, Helotiales, Erysiphaceae. The record is from the annotation of a GenBank genome assembly.